UUCAAAGGCAGCGCUUCUUUCAGCUCUUCAAUCUCCCUCUUCUUUGAAUUCCCUUUUCUUCACCAAAAGAUGGAUUCAACGACGACGACGGGACUGCCGAGGACAAAAUCAGAUCAGUUACUGGAGAUAAUGGCGAGGAAGUCUCCCAGUAGAGGCCUGUCGAGCGAGGUCAUCGCAGAAGCAGCGGAAACUGCAUCGAGCCUGUCGAGGAAGUCGAGCUUUGGGAAGCGAAUGACAGCAGCUUCGCCGGGGCGCAGUGGGGGUGGCGGUGGUGGUGGUGGUGGCGGAAGGACGCACAUAAGGAAGUCGAGGAGCGCCCAGCUGAAGCUGGACUUGGACGAGGUGAGCAGCGGGGCGGCACUCAGCCGGGCCUCCAGCGCCAGCUUGGGCUUAUCUUUCUCCUUCACUGGCUUCACCGUUCCUCCUGAAGACAUCGCCGAUCUCAGAGGCUUCAGUGACAUCGACGAUGAAAUCCCUGAGGACAUUGAGGCCGGGGCCAGCACUCGGAAGAAAGUUACCAUGGAGCACACAUUGCCCAUAUAUCUCAAGUUUACAGAUGUGACAUACAAAGUAAUUCUAAAAAGUGUGAGGACAACAGUAGAAAAGGAUAUCUUAAAUGGGAUUACAGGAUCAGCAAGCCCAGGAGAAGUUCUAGCAUUAAUGGGUCCAUCAGGCAGCGGCAAGACCACCCUUCUUAAUCUUCUUGGUGGAAGAUUAAAUGAAUCUGCACCUGGUGGCUCAAUUACUUACAAUGAGAAACCAUAUUCCAAGUCUCUAAAACGCAGGAUAGGAUUCGUGACUCAAGACGACGUUCUAUUUCCUCACCUUACAGUAAAAGAAACAUUAACAUAUGCCGCUCUUUUGCGACUGCCAAAGAUGUUGACAAAACAACAGAAAGAAGAACGGGCCAUGGAUGUCAUCUAUGAGCUUGGAUUAGAGCGGUGCCAAGACACCAUGAUUGGGGGCUCCUUUGUGCGUGGAGUUUCAGGUGGUGAGAGGAAAAGAGUGUGUAUUGGCAAUGAGAUUAUAAUCAACCCUUCUCUGCUUUUCCUUGAUGAACCAACCUCUGGCUUGGAUUCAACAACAGCUCUAAGGAUAGUUCAAAUGUUGCAUGACAUAGCAGAGGCCGGAAAAACAGUAAUAACCACAAUCCAUCAGCCAUCCAGCAGACUAUUCCACAAAUUUGACAAACUGAUCCUUCUCGGGAAAGGGAGCCUGCUAUACUUUGGAAAGGCAUCAGAAGCAAUGGUUUAUUUCUCGUCCAUAGGAUGCUCCCCACUUAUAGCCAUGAACCCGGCAGAAUUUUUGCUAGAUCUUGCCAAUGGAAACAUAAAUGAUGUUUCUGUACCAUCAGAACUAGAGGAUAAAGUGCAGAUGGGAAAUUUGGAAACUGAAACAAGGAAUGGGAAGCCAUCUCCAGUAGUUGUGCAUGAGUACCUUGUGGAAGCCUAUGAGACACGAGUUGCAGAGGAGAAAAAGAAGCUUACGGUGUCAAUCUCCAUUGAUGAAGAACUUAAAUCAAAGGUAUCUUCUCCAAGACGAGAAUGGGGGGCAAGCUGGUGGCAACAGUACUCCAUCCUAUUCUGGAGAGGCCUGAAAGAAAGGCGCCAUGAUUAUUUGAGUUGGUUGAGAAUUACUCAAGUUCUUGCUACUGCAACUAUCUUGGGUUUGCUGUGGUGGCGAUCAGAUUCUAAGACCAUGAAAGGAAUGCAAGAUCAGGCGGGGUUGCUGUUCUUUAUUGCUGUCUUCUGGGGCUUCUUUCCUGUUUUCACAGCGAUCUUUACAUUCCCUCAGGAGAGAGCUAUGCUAAGCAAGGAAAGAGCAGUAGACAUGUACAGGCUAAGUGCCUAUUUCAUUGCUAGGACAACAAGUGAUCUCCCACUUGACCUCUUCCUACCCAUACUGUUCCUUCUUGUUGUCUACUUCAUGGCAGGAUUGAGGCUGAGUGUUGGUCCUUUCUUCCUAAGCAUGCUGACAGUGUUUCUCUGCAUUGUAGCAGCUCAGGGUCUUGGACUGGCUAUUGGUGCUACACUUAUGGAUGUGAAGAGGGCAACAACUCUGGCUUCAGUAACAGUGAUGACCUUCAUGUUGGCUGGUGGGUUCUUUGUGAAGAGAGUUCCGGUGUUUAUAUCAUGGAUCAGGUAUAUCUCUUUCAACUACCAUACAUACAGGCUUCUUCUCAAGGUGCAGUAUGAACACAUAACUCCUGUUGUAAAUGGAAUGAAACUGGACAAUGGAUUGUGGGAAGUUGGUGCCCUUGUUACUAUGGUUUUUGGGUACCGUCUCUUGGCAUACCUUUCUUUGCGGAGAAUGAAACUCCAAUAUGGAGCCUGAAAACAAGGGAGAUUUUUGGAAAGGACCACAUAUCGAAAUCUAUUUGCACAUUUCACUCUUCAGAGAACCAUCUAAUUGACAAGUUCACUCAUACAAGUUCAGAGAAGAGACAAAAACAAGGACAAAUGAAACAACUGUUUCAAGUUUUCCACUUCUAAUGAGUGUACAUUCAUCCCAUGUAUGAAAAGAGCAUGCGUAUGUCAUGACCAGGCAUGCUGAAAAUCUUACUGAAAGUAGAGAACCCAUAAGACUGGUUUUGGAUCAUCUUCCACAUUUUGUCAAUGGAAGGUUCCCUUUUGAGAUCAUUAGAUUAAAACAUGUUGUUCAAACCAGAACUUCAAAGAAACGUUUUUUUUUUUUUUGUUUUGAACAUGUCUUCUGUGUACUUGUUUUAAUAACCAAUCUGUUUCCAAAA
Messenger RNA from Nelumbo nucifera (sacred lotus), 2749 nucleotides. RefSeq names its product ABC-2 type transporter family protein (gene ABCG22). Lineage: Eukaryota; Viridiplantae; Streptophyta; Magnoliopsida; Proteales; Nelumbonaceae. Gene Ontology annotation, molecular function: ATP binding; ATP hydrolysis activity; ABC-type transporter activity. Gene Ontology annotation, biological process: transmembrane transport. Gene Ontology annotation, cellular component: membrane. The record is from RefSeq and is a predicted model, not a curated record.